Molecule: messenger RNA, 3199 nt
Organism: Megalobrama amblycephala (Wuchang bream)
Lineage: Eukaryota; Metazoa; Chordata; Actinopteri; Cypriniformes; Xenocyprididae
Gene: lg4h2orf42
Product: linkage group 4 C2orf42 homolog
Exons: 9
Coding region: 176-2107 (643 amino acids)
Cellular component (GO): nucleus
Source: RefSeq, a predicted model, not a curated record
CAGUAUGCUUUUGAUUGGUCACCCUAUGGCCAAUCGGAAAGCUCGUUACAGCCGCAGCAGAGAGUCUGUAUGUAAGGAGGAAUGGCGACGGUUGCUGAAGCUCAGAAGUGAGAUCCUCCGUGGAAUCUGACCACUGAGCGCCUGAAAGCGCCGCUGUAGAGUGUAUGUGCUAACAAUGGAUGGACCUCUAGUAAAUUCUGGAAUACCACUGGCGACACAAACGAUGGUUUCUCCUGUCACUCAAACCUCUGGUAACUUAAGUGGGAAUCCUCGGGACAAGCGGAAGACUCCUGCGUUCUUGUCCAACUUGGGCAAGGCUACCUUAAGAGGUAUCCGCAAAUGCCCUCAGUGCGGUGUUUACAACGGCACCCGCGGUCUCAGCUGCAAGAACAAGGCCUGUGGAACAAUCUUCAGGGAUGGGGACAAUGUGACGGGACGUUUGAAGAAAGGGGUGUCGGAAGUGGUUCGAGUUGUGACGGACAGUGGAGGUGGCAGAGUUGGAGGGCCACAGGUGUUCUCUGUGCGUCAGCGGGGACGUGGCUCCGAACAGCGUGGCUUUGUUGAGUUAGUUCUCACGGAUACAGCCAUUACUACCGCAGAUGGAACCUUGCUGACCCGUGUCAACCUCGGUCGCUGUUACAUGCCCUCUUGCCAGCAGAACGAAAGCGAGUUGACAGUUGAAGGUUCCCAUCAGCAAGUGUCGCAACCAUCCAAAAGUCCCUGUACACAUGUGAAGCAAGCAAUGGAGUGUCAAACCCAAGCAACACCUCUGCCACUCAAGAGCUCUGUGCUGGAGGCCCUGGUGACCACUUCUCAGGCCAAGGAAGAGUUAUGGAGGCUGGCUACAGAGACGCCGGGACCCUUAGUGCAGAGGGUCUCCAAAGGUACCCUAAUAGUAAAAUGCCAGCCAGGUGAAGCCCACCCUCUGGGACUGCUGCAUUUGACGGUAGGCUUAUCUAGUGUUAAAGAGAAGAAUGAGGGUGCUGCUCCCUUUCGCUGUGCAUGCUACACACCCAAUGCCAAGGGGGAUUUGGGGGUGAGAAGUGGGGGUCACCCUAAUGUCAAAGAACGAGAAAAUUCCCAUGAGCACAGUUUACCUGAACGUUGCCUGCACUUCUAUGCCUGCGUUUGUGCCUUCACGAGUGAUGAGAAGCUUGCCACUGAGUUUUCAGCUUUCCUCAACUACAACAUGAAUGGACUGCAGGAGAGGGCAGAUCCCACAGCACUCGGUAUAUCUCAGCAGCACAUUGAGCCCUCCAUCUCUCAUCGUUCCAAGAGACUCAAAUUUGUCGAGUCGUCUACGGCUUCAUCUGUGUCCUCUGCAUCUGUUCUGGCUGUCAAAGACACUUCUGCUCCCACCCUAAACCAGCGCAAGCCCACUCACAGAAAACACUCCAGUUCUACUGGAAUUAAGAACCCAGGAAGCAGCCAGCCGGUAGAUGAGACGCAUGUGUCACUGGGUUUCCAGCAGUGGUUGGCCAGUGUUACCGAGAGGAUCCAUCAGACGAUGCACUUCCAGUUUGAUGGCAAGCCAGAGCCAUUGGUGUUCCACAUCCCUCAGGCUUUCUUCAAUGCCCUACAGCAGCGUUUAUCAUUGGGCUCAAAAAAGAGAAGACUGCCCAACUAUACCACCACAUUUGUGCGUAAUGACGCUUUGCCUCUGGGCUCUUUCUCUAAAUACACCUGGCACAUUACCAACCUGAUGCACGUGAAACGAAUCUUUGAUACACCAGAGUUACCACUGGAACUCACUCAGAGUUUUGUGAAGAACAGUGAUGGCUCCUAUUCACUGUACCGCUGCCGGGAGACACCUCCUGAUCCUGGACCAGACACCUACCACCAUUCACGCACCAAUAAGCCUCUGGCCAUUAGACCACUGGAGCUACGCACCUUCCUCAGAGUGGGAACAUGUGCUGCUGAGCAGACUGAGCCAGUGCCCUUUGUGAUCGAAUGGAUUCCAGACAUCCUUCCGCACUCACAGGUGGGAGAACUGAGGAUUCGGUUUGAGUACGGCCAUCAGCUAGGUAGUAAACCGGAGCACUGCAAGAGCUCUGCUGGGACAGAGAGGACUGAACAAACAGUAGCAGAUACCAUCCCACAACAGUGAAGAACCACUGUAGAAGACUCAAGACCCUGGGUCGUGAAAUUCUCAACUUAUAAGGUGCUACUCAGAAAAAUGUUAAUUGUCAGAAACUGUUCAAAGGUUGCAUUACAGCACCGGGCAUACAGAUGUAAAAUAUUUAAAUAAGUGUACAACAAAAUAACACAGUGUUAACAUGAUUUGUGCAUUACAAUAAUAACCCAUGUACAAGAUUUCCACGUUUCCUAAUAAUGGAAUUUCAGCACAACCUUUUUACGAUCACACUCUUCAUACUGCAGAAACCGGGUUGUUUAGUUGGACUGGACUGUACAAAUGACAAGUGAUAAGGUCCUGUUUUCAGUAAUCAUGUACAUUUGAUCGCUUUUAGGGUUUAUAUAAAAGCAAAGAAACAGAGAAUUAUUGAGACAAUGCAUUCACUAAUGAACAAAAUCAUUGUAAAUGGAUUAAAAGCCUUACACUGUUGCAUGUUUUCCUGGUAAUGCAUAAUUUUGUAAGACACUUGAUAGCGUUUAUGCAUUUUAAGUUUGGCUUAAUUGUCCAGAUACUUAUUUACAACAAACACUGUACAUUGACUACAUCAGAAUGGUAAACCAGCAAAACAAAUUCCGUUUUAUCUGUUCCAUUAAUAUUCCUAGGUCUUUAAUUCUUUUAUUUUUCCAUUUUUGGCAAAUGGGUAUGGUAGUCAUUCAUUACUACAUCUGAUAUUAUUACCGUCUGUGAAUUCCAACAUCUGCACUAUCUGAGCAUUUAUGCCUGUUUACUCCCUAAAAUAAUACGUUUGAUGGGUUUUACAAUUGUUAUUUACAUUGGCCAGAUGUUUUUAUUUUUACUCAAACAACUGACAUAACCUGAUGAUUGUCAUUUCCAGGCUGGUUUGGCAUAGUGGCUGAAACUCAGGACUGGUAACAGAAAGAUUGCUGGCUGCAUGCAGUUUCUGUAUGCAUUUGCAAAUGACUUCAAAUCCAACUGUUGACAUUUGCAAAAAUGUGCAGUAUACAACAGAGAAUACUGAAUUGUGUACUGAAUCUUACAACGCAGUGCACGACUCACUAUACCUUUUAUUUCAGUAUGAUGAAUAAAUCAUUUUUUGAUUUGAUA